Messenger RNA from Nicotiana tabacum (common tobacco), 3701 nucleotides. Its product is annotated as pentatricopeptide repeat-containing protein At1g62260, mitochondrial-like. The record is from RefSeq and is a predicted model, not a curated record. Gene Ontology annotation, biological process: RNA modification. NCBI's taxonomy places the organism in Eukaryota, Viridiplantae, Streptophyta, Magnoliopsida, Solanales, Solanaceae. Gene Ontology annotation, molecular function: protein binding; RNA binding.
UGGACUUAUCUAUUAAAGGCAAAUUAGAUUAUGAUCUCUACAACCAAAUUUAAAAUUUGACGCAAAGUUUGAUUAAAAUGAUCAAUUCCCACUUUGUUUUUGAACACUAGGUAUUCUUCUUCUUCCUCUGACGAUUGAAGACAAUUGUUACCAAAACAGAUCAAUAAAUUUAGUAACAAAUUACAUUUUAAUAUCUAAUAACCUCUCAAAUACAACUAAUAUAGCCUAAAACCUUUAAACUUGUUUGCAUUCAUAAGUCUCGGCGAUGGCAAUUUGGUGCCGGAAUAUAAGCAGCUUAAGGAGGUCUGCAAUAAACAGGCAACUAAGCCAUCUCAUUGCACCAUAUGUUUCUGGUCAACUAAUACGUUGUCGUUCGACCAAGAUUUCUGAUACUCCUCCAGACAUACGUAGAGCGAACAAGAACAUCACGAAUUUAAUUCGAAAUGGUCGAGUAGAGGAUGCCAGAAGAUUAUUCGGUAUGUUAACGCAUCGAAAUACGGUUACGUGGAACUCAAUGAUAAGUGGGUACGUGCAACAGCGUGAGAUUGUGAAAGCAAGAUACCUGUUCGAUAAAAUGCCGCAGAGAGAUGUUGUCUCCUGGAAUUUAAUGAUUUCUGGUUAUCUGUCCUGUCGACAUUUGGAGGAAGGUAGAAAAUUGUUCGAUGAAAUGCCUGGCAGAGACUUCAUUUCCUGGAACACGAUGAUUAGUGGGUAUGCUAAAGCUGGAAAAAUGAAUGAGGCACUGAAGCUUUUUAACUGUAUGCCUGAUAAGAAUGUUGUGUCCUGGAAUGCGGUUAUUUCUGGAUUUUUGCGUAAUGGGGAUGUGAAAACUGCUGUUGAAUAUUUCAAGAGAAUGCCGGAGAGGGAUUCAGCUUCUCUUGGUGCCCUUGUAUCGGGUUUGAUCCAGAAUGAGGAAUUGGAUGAGGCUGAAAAUGUUCUUUAUGAAUUUGGAGAAAGCAAUGAUGGGAAAGAAGAUUUGAUUCAUGCUUAUAACACUUUGAUUGCUGGAUAUGGUCAGAAAGGAAGGGUUGGUGAUGCUAGACGCCUUUUUGAUAAAGUUCCUUCUUAUAGUAGUGGUCAAGAAAUUAGCAGAAAUAGGAGAUUUGAGAGAAAUGUGGUAUCAUGGAAUUCCAUGAUCAUGGCUUAUAUCAAAGCCGGAGUUAUGGUUUCUGCAAGAGAGCUUUUUGAUCAGAUGAUGGAGAGGGAUACAUUUUCAUGGAACACAAUGGUUAGUGGCUAUGUUCAUGCCUCAAAUAUGGAUGAAGCAUCAAACCUGUUCUCUAAAAUGCGAAAUCCUGAUGUACUAUCAUGGAAUUCAAUAAUCUCUGGAUAUGCACAGACGGGGAAGUUGGAAUUGGCCCGUGAUUAUUUUGAAAGGAUGCCCCAGAAGAAUCGGGUUUCUUGGAAUUCCAUGAUCUCUGGGUGUGAAAGAAAUGCAGACUAUAAAGGAGCAAUAAAGCUUUUCAUGGAGAUGCAACAGGCAGGAGAGAAACCUGAUAGGCACACACUCUCCUCACUUCUAAGUGUUUGUGCUGAAACUGUGGCUUUGUUUCUGGGUAUGCAGAUUCAUCAGCUAGUGUCAAAGACUGUAAUACCAGAUAUACCUUUAAACAAUUCCCUAAUAACUAUGUACGCAAGAUGUGGUGCAAUACAUGAAGCAAGGACAAUUUUUGAUAAUAUGAAAUUUCAAAAAGACGUAAUCUCAUGGAAUGCAAUGGUCGGAGGAUAUGCAUCUCAUGGUUUUGCAUUUGAAGCCCUAGAGCUUUUUGAAUUAAUGAAGUGCCUUAAAGUGAGGCCAACUCGCAUCACGUUCAUUUCAGUUCUGAAUGCGUGUGCUCAUGUUGGUUUAGUGGAACAAGGUCGGUUAUAUUUUAAAUCAAUGGACUCUGAAUUUGGCAUCAAACCUGAGGUUGAGCAUUUUGCCUCCCUUGUAGAUAUUGUUAGCCGCGAUGGACAGCUUGAGGAGGCCAUGAAAGUGAUUAGCACUAUGCCAGUGGAGCCAGAUAAGGCUGUCUGGGGUGCAGUAUUAGGUGCUUGUAGGGUGCACAACAAUGUUGAGUUUGCGCGAAUAGCAGCUGAAGCGCUAAUGCGCCUGGAACCGGAGAGUUCAGGCCCUUAUUGUUUGCUAUAUAACAUGUAUGCCGAUGCUGGAAGGUGGGAUGAUGCGAAUGAAAUCAGAGUGUUGAUGGAAACGAAUAAUAUAAGGAAAGAACCCGCUUAUAGCAGGAUGGGCUCAACUUCCUCAUAGUGAUUUCUCAAAUUAUAAAUUUUGGUUACACGAAGAAUUUGGACCGAGUUGUCUAUUUUGGGGUUUAAAUCAUUUGAAGGAAAUGUCAUGUACAUCCUGCUGAGCAUUUGCAAUAUUCCUUGCUAUGAAUAAUAAUUCGACAAUGCUGUUAAACCCCUAUUGAUGUUUUGGAGCAUUUAUGUCUGCAGUUUAAGUGCUGGAGUUCAAAGAAUUGGGCAUAGUGAAUACAGUGGGGCAUUUAAGUGCUGGAGUUCAAAGAAUUGGGCAUAGUGAAUACAGUGGGGCAUUUAAGUGCUGGAGUUCAAAGAAUUGGGCAUAGUGAAUACAGUGGGGCAGAAGCUUGUUUCAUGAAGAAACACCAUGAACACAGGCAUGGACUCUACUGAUAGCAUCGCAUGAUCGCCAGCUCUUACGCCGGAGAUAAGAUCUUGGAGCUCUUCAAUAUAUUGUGUCUGAGUUAUCUUAAGAGCAGGCCCCUCAUAGACUUCUCCAUCUUCAUUGCGAGUACUUUUAGAGUUUCUUGGAGAUGGCAAUGAUCGUGAAAUCUGGCUUACCAUAUUUGUUCAAGUGGUUGGUGGUUUCAAAGCAUCAAUCAGCUUUCUACUGCGGUGACUUAAAAGAACUUGGCUAAUCUAUUUGCACCUAUAACUGGGAAGAUUCAACCCACAAUGAAGGAAAAGAAACUUUACUUGUUUUGCAAUAAUAAACAUCAUCAAAGAAGAUGGAUAAGAGAAUACUCCUUCAAUUUUUGAAUGGUUAAUUCGUUGAUUUCACAAAUCGGAUGCAUUCUAUUUUACCAAAGACUGGGGCAGCAGCUCAGGUACACUGCUCUCUGACAUCAAGCAUUUCCACCUGAACAAUCAGAAAAUAGAUCAAAGCUUAUUAGGAUGGAGGACGUUAACAUCAAUCAAAAUGCUCCAACUCCUAGACGCUGUAUUCAAAUAACUGAAGAGGAAUCUGUGGGGUUUGAGGAUGAUACUGAGAAGCUAAUUCAUCUACUGACUAGAGAAACAGAGGAAUCGGAUACUAUCUCUAUUGUUGGCAUGCCUGGUCUAGGCAAGACAUCUUUGGCCACAAUGAUAUCCAAAGAUUCUUCUAUUUUUUCUCGCUUUGAUAUCCGAGCGUGGUGUAUUAUCUCGCAAACAUAUAAUCUGAGAAAGCUAUUAAUUAACAUCUUUGGGCAAGUCACAGGUGUUAAGCACCAUGUGCACCCCAAUGACGAUAUAGCUGAUAUGUUGCGCAAAUGUCUGAUGGGCAAAAGAUUUCUCAUUAUCCUGGAUAAUAUAGGAUGUCGAGGCAUGGGAUGAGUUAAGAUUAUGUUUCCAAUUGGUGGAAAUGGAACCAAAAUUAUGUUAACAAGUCGAUUAGAACAAGUGGCAGAGGAAGUCAUGAGACAUGUCAUGGGCUGCUUUCCAUCAUCGACCCAUGACCCCUUGGACGCGCCCCGUGGCGU